This is a messenger RNA of Entelurus aequoreus (snake pipefish), 3039 nucleotides long. It is a transcript of the gene lg14h14orf119, whose product is annotated as linkage group 14 C14orf119 homolog. The coding region runs from base 235 to 786 and encodes 183 amino acids. NCBI's taxonomy places the organism in Eukaryota, Metazoa, Chordata, Actinopteri, Syngnathiformes, Syngnathidae. The record is from RefSeq and is a predicted model, not a curated record. The transcript is spliced from 2 exons.
AUCAGCGGCAAUUACCGGUAAAGGAAGCGGAAAAAAAGGAUCGAAAUACGGAAGAGAAGCGCUGGUUCUCGCAUUAGCUAAAUAAAAAUGAGGAAAGGUGGCUAAUAUAAUAAUUGGUGCGCAAGGCACUUCAGAUAUUGGAUUUUACAGCUCAUAAGAGAAUGAUUUAGCCAGUUGGCUGACAAGGCGGCUGCCGGCUUUUCCCAUGCUGAAAGCGGACAAGUUAAUCCAAAGAUGUCGUGGUUCAACCAUGUCACUCCCAGCCCGGACCAGCGGCGCUCCGGUGUAAGGCCGGCACCGGCGGAGGCGUCGCCGACGAUGGCAGCGCAAAACCGGGCUGGCUGCGUCGCACCCCCCGGCCUGGAGGUCUUCCCCUCGGUCCCCCGAGGCGCCUGUCCUCCCACCCUUGAAAACCUGACGUGCGGGUCCGGUGCGGGUCAGGUCCGAGAGCCGGAGCCCAUCUCGUACGUGAGUCUCCAGGAGCAGCGGUGCGUGCUGAGCUGGUUCCAGGGCUGGGGGGCCCCUCAGCGGGAGAGGUUCCUGCAGGACCUGGUGGGCAAAGCUGUGCCCGGGAAGGUGUGCACCCUCCUGGACUCUCUCAGUACUCUUCAGGUGAAGGACCGACUACCAAACAUAUUUGAGUGCCAGCUCCGCCUGUGGACCCAGUGGUUCGAGUCUUGGGGAGAAGAAGAGCGCAACCAUUUCCUGCACAUUCUGGAAGAGCGGGACCCCACGUUUGUCGCACACUUUUACGGCUGCGUGGCGGGAACAGCCGGCCGAGACUGAGUCCAUCUUGGAAGGCAGGGACUGCAAGCCACAUGAAUGUGUUUAGCAGAAGAGAGAAAUACAACAUGGAACUGUGAGGAGUCACGUUCUUAGUAUUUUCACCAACUUCUUUUUUUUUCUAUCAGUUUUUGCAAACAAUUCUUCAGGGAGCAGUCACACACACAUGCAACUUGUUUACAAACUUCUAUUUGCUUUAACACAUCCUGCAAAAAGCUCCUCCAAACCCAUACUUGAAACUAUGAGAAAUUGAUGAUGUUGACAUUUAAAAACUUUUUUUUGUAAACUUGCAUAAAUAAACUAAAACCCCCCCGGAGUUUUAUUCUUUCCAGCAAUCUGAUGCUUUAAAAACGGAGGUGUCCAAACUAUUUUCAACGAGGGUCACAGUCUGGAAAAUAAAAGGAUGCAGGGAGCCAUUUAAAGAUGCUAAAACCAAUCCAAUAUACAAACCUCAAACCCAGUGAAGUUGUCACGUUGUGUAAAUAAAAACAGAAUACAAUUAUUUGCAAAUCAUUUUCUACUUAUAUUCAAUUGAAUAGACUGCAAAGACAAGAUAUUUAACGUUCGAACUGGAAAACUUUGUUAUUUUUUGCAAAUAUUAGCUCAUUUGGAAUUUGAUGCCUGCAACAUGUUUCAAAAAAGCUGGCACAAGUGGCAAAAAUGACUGAGAAAGUUGAAGAAUGCUCGUCAAACACUUAUUGGGAACAUCCCACAGGUGAACAUGCUAAUUGGGAACAGGUGGGUGCCAUAAUUGGGUAUAAAUUCAUUCACAAACAAGGAUGGGGCGAGGGUCACCACUUUGUGAACAAAAGCGUGAGCAAAUUGUCGAACAGUUUAAGAACAUUUCUCAACCAGCUAUCGCAAGGAAUUUAGGGAUUUCACCAUCUACGGUCCAUAGUAUCAUCAAAAGGUUCAGAGAAUCUGGAGAAAUCACUGCACGUCAGCGGCGAAGCCCCUGACCUUGGAUCCCUCAGGCGGUACUGCAUCAAAAAGCGACAUCAGUGUGUAAAGGAUAUCACCACAUGGGCUCAGGAACACUUCAGAAAACCACUGUCAGUAACCACAGUUGGUCGCUACAUCUGUAAGUGCAAGUUAAAACUACUAUGCAUAGCCAAAGCCAUUUAUCAACAACACCCAUACAUGCAAAAUGGCUAGUAAUGCCUGAUACAUAAUUUCAGGCAUUUUUAGACAUAUUUCAUGUUUGGUUUUGGAGUUAUAUUUAUGUAACUUUUAUAUUUAGUAUGACAGUUAUACUGUCAUAUUGUGUAAAAACACAAUGUUGUAUUUGCAAACCUUACAGAAACACCUGAUUCUAUUAAACCUCACACAGAUACAUAAUUUCAAGCAUUUUAAGACAUAUUUCAUGUUUUGGUUUUGGAGUUAUAUUUAUGUAAGUUUUAUAUUUAGUAUGACAUAUUGAGGGGAAAAAAAACAAUGUCUUUGCAAACCUUCAAAAUAUUUUUUUUUAGUAAAACUCACAAAGACUCAUUAUUCCAGGCAUUAUUAGACAUUUUGCAUUUUUGGUUUUAAAGUUAUGUUUGAAUACAUUUUUUUGUUGCUUUUUUCGCAUUAUCUCAGGAUUCUAAGAACAUUACUGUCAUAUUGAGUAAAAAAACUACAUUUUACAUAAAAAUGUUUGCGUAUGACAUUCUGACGGUAAAAUCGCAUUUGUGUGAAAACUGUUUUUUUUUUAGGUUGAUUUAAAUUAGUUGUAAAAAAAAUCAUUUAACAGCACUAAUUGAUAGACCUAUUUUAGUAUAUAUCAAAGUGGCACACCCGCAUUCAUUAUUAUUUUGGUCUACAUUUAUAAACAAAAUGAUUCUAAUCAAAUACUACAGCAUAUAUUUGGGGGUAUUUGUUUAAUUUAAACCAGUGGUCCCCAACCUUUUUAGAACCGCGGACCGGUAUUUUUUUUUGUCAUAAAAAAAUACAAUCAUGUGUGCUUACGUAAUGUAUCCCUGCAGACUGUAUUGAUCUAUAUUGAUAUAUAAUGCUGGUGCACUAAUUGUAAGUGUGUCUUGUGUUUUUUUAUGUUGAUUUAAUAAAAAAAAAUAAUAAUAAAAAAAAUUGUCCCACGGACCGGGGGGGAGGGGGGUAUUUAUUUUUUUGUCAUAAAAAAAUACAAUCAUGUGUGCUUACGGACUGUAUCCCUGCAGACUGUAUUGAUCUAUAUUGAUAUAUAAUGUAGGUGCACUAAUUGUAAGUGUGUCUUGUGUUUUUUAUGUUGAUUUAAUAAAUACAAAAUUGUCCCACGGA